Messenger RNA from Thalassophryne amazonica, 1243 nucleotides. RefSeq lists its product as uncharacterized. Gene Ontology annotation, cellular component: membrane. The coding region runs from base 192 to 1154 and encodes 320 amino acids. Lineage: Eukaryota; Metazoa; Chordata; Actinopteri; Batrachoidiformes; Batrachoididae. Gene Ontology annotation, biological process: cell adhesion. The record is from RefSeq and is a predicted model, not a curated record. The transcript has 8 exons.
GCUGUCUGCCCCUCUCACUCAGACCUCACAGGAAACUCCCAGCUACCCUAGCCCUCUCACAUCCACGUCUGUCCCUCUCUCUCUCGCUCCCACCACACUUUUAAUUCACACCUCUUUCUCUCUCACACACACACACACACACACACACACAGAGAGCGGCUGAGUUUGACCACAGAGAAUGGGCUGCAUCCAUGUGGAGAAUGAAUGGAUUCUGCAGAGCGGCGGCUGUAGUUGUACUCCUCUACUCUCUGUUACUCACCAAUGGGGCAUUGUGUCAAGACGAGGCCACAGAUGCACCCGCUGCUGAUCCACUUCCAAAUGAUGAUGGUACAGAUGCUGGUGCUGUUGGAACACCACAUUGGACGGCACCCCCAGAUGCAGGCGCCCCUGCUGUCGAUGACACUGCCACAUUAAAUUUGAAUGUAGAUUCUCUCAUCCCUGAGCUACCUUCAGAUGCACCCUUCAUCAUCAACAUUCUCACCUUUGCACCGAAUGCUGACAGCCCGAAUGGAGAUCAGCCUUCGGAUGCAUCGGACACCAAUGCUUCUCCUGUUGUUGUACCUGUUGUAAGGUGUGUUGGAAAAGAAGACAUUGAGCAGAAGACUGCUGUCAAGUUUGCGGUGAUAACAAAUGACUGUUCAUCGACUAAAGACAUAAUCCAGAACAACCCUGCAGCCUGGUGUCGUAAUGAAAACUGUCAUCUGGAAAUCUUCCAAGAAGGCUCCAAUGUGGUGCUGGCCAGUGAUGACGCAAAGCCAAGUACUUUGGCUGAAGCCCUCCAGAGUGAUAGUCUGAAAAAGAAGUUGGGUGUGUCAGAUAUUCAGCAGCCAUCAUCUUCAUCUUCAUCAUCAUCAUCAUCAUCUGUGUUUGUGGGAAUACUGGUGAGUGGUCUGCUUGCUGCAGCUGCAAUCACCUUCGGUUACUUCAAAUGCCAACGUCGCCCUGAAAAGAAGGGAGUAAAGUUGGCGGAAGAGGCACACCCUGCAGAUCAGGAGAACCAGGGUAACACUCUCGUCUCUGUGGCUCCACUUAACCCCACUCCUGAAACCCAGGAGAAGCCCAGUGUAAACGGAGAGUCUCCCGAGGCAGCCAAGACCGAGCCUCCUCCCACCAAUGGCCACUCUACCGCCAAAACGGCAGACACUGAGCUGUGAAAUAGUCUUCAGAUAAUUGCGGCCCAGGAACUACCCCAUCCCACACACAACCACAUCCUGACAUCAACUGACCUUCCCUUCUGAAUCCA